This is a messenger RNA of Lactuca virosa, 724 nucleotides long. The record is from the annotation of a GenBank genome assembly. Lineage: Eukaryota; Viridiplantae; Streptophyta; Magnoliopsida; Asterales; Asteraceae.
AUGGAAGCAGUGGACGGAGAGAAGACCGCUCGCCCUCACCACCACACCACACCAUCAUCAUCACCAUUUCUAUUCACAUCUCUUUAUUUAACCCCAAUUUCCAUCUUCCAAUCUCGCAAUUUGAAUCAAACAAACGUAAUCGUCGUCAAAAUGUCGUGGCAAACUUACGUUGAUGACCAUUUGAUGUGUGACAUCGAUGGCAGUGGCCAGCAUCUCAGCUCCGCCGCCAUUACCGGACUCGACGGCACCGUUUGGGCCCAGAGCGCCAAGUUCCCUCAGUUUAAACCCGAGGAGAUGAAAGCCAUCUGUAAUGAAUUCGAUAAUGCAGGCACCCUUGCUCCUACAGGUCUAUUCCUGGGUGGUGCAAAGUACAUGGUACUCCAAGGAGAGGCUGGAGCUGUCAUCCGUGGAAAGAAGGGAGCGGGUGGAAUAUGCAUCAAGAAGACUGGUCAAGCCAUGGUGUUUGGGCUGUAUGAUGAGCCUGUGAAUCCCGGUCAAUGCAACAUGGUUGUGGAGAGGUUGGGGGAUUAUCUCGUUGACCAGGGCAUGUAAACAAACCUCCUUCACCUCCUCUUCGUUAUUCAAUAAUUAUAUGGCGUGAACACUUUUCUUUCGGUUUCCUUGAAAGAAUGUGAAUUAGUUUUGAAUUUUUGAUCUCCAAUUCCUUGUUAUAAAACAAAUUAUAUGUGUAUUUCAUUGUAUCACACUCUCAAUAAGUUUGAUG